AUGGAAAGUUUGCUUCAAAUAAAAAAUAUAUCUCCUAUUGAUGGUAGAUAUAAAAAAUAUUGCAAAGAAAUAUCCUCUUUUUUUUCUGAAUAUGCUUUAAUAAAGUAUAGAAUACUUGUAGAAUUAAAAUGGUUACUAUUUUUGAAUGAAAAAGAAUUUUUUUUUAAGAAAUUAAGCGAAAGUGCAUUAAAAUCAUUGAAUGAAAUAAGUAAUGUAACGGAUGAUGAUAUUUUAAAGGUAAAACAAAUUGAAGAAGAAACAAAUCACGAUGUGAAAGCAGUAGAAUAUUUUAUAAAAGAGAAAAUGAAAUCUUCACAAAAUCAGGAAUUAUUAAAUAUAAAAGAGUAUGUUCAUUAUUUAUGUACUAGUGAAGAUAUAAAUAAUAUAGCAUAUGCUAUGUGUAUAAAAUUAUGUAUAAACAAUAUAAUUAUCCCAAAUAUAAAAAAAAUAAUGGAUAAAUUAGUUCAAUUAGCAAGGGACUAUGCUGAUAUUUCUUUAUUAUCAAAAACACAUGGGCAACCAGCCUCAUCAACAACAUUUGGUAAAGAAAUGGCCAAUUUUUUUUCAAGAAUUUAUAAUCAUUUAAAUGUAUUGGAAAAAAUUAAAAUUAUGGGAAAAUUUAAUGGGGCUGUUGGAAAUUUCAAUGCUCACAAAAUUGUAGAUAAAAAUAUUGAUUGGAUAAAUAGUAUUCAAUAUUUUAUAGAAAAUUAUUUUAAUUUAAAUUUUUGUUUAUACUGUACUCAAAUACAAGAUCAUGAUUAUAUUUGCGAAUUGUGUGAUACCUUAGCACGUAUUAAUUCAACAAUGAUUGAUUUAUGUGUUGACAUAUGGUUAUACAUUUCUAAUAAUUUAUUAAAACUAAAAAUUGUAAAAAAAGAAAUAGGAAGCAGUACAAUGCCUCAUAAAGUGAACCCGAUUGAUUUUGAAAAUGCAGAAGGAAAUUUACACAUAGCAAAUUCUUUUUUCAAAUUAUUUAGUUCCAAGUUACCAAUUAGUAGAUUGCAAAGAGAUCUAUCUGAUUCAACCAUUUUACGAAAUAUAGGUUCGUCUUUUUCUUAUACUCUUAUUGCAUAUAAAUCCUUACUAAAGGGAUUAUCAAAAAUUGAUAUAGAAAAAAAUACUCUAGACGAAGAGUUAAAUGAAAACUGGUCAACAUUAUCAGAACCUAUUCAAAUUAUAAUGAAAAAGUAUAAUUUUCCUGAUGCUUAUGAAGAAUUAAAAAAUUUUACUAGAGGAAAAAAUAUAAACAAAGAAACUCUGCAUGAAUUCAUAAAAACUAAAUGCAACUUUUUACCGAAAAAUGUUAUUGAUGAAUUAAUGAAUUUAACUCCUCAUAAAUAUAUUGGAUAUGCCAAUUAUCUUGCUCAAAAUGUUGAAGAACUUACAAAAAGAAUGCAAAAUACGAAAAUGUAA
Messenger RNA from Plasmodium relictum, 1413 nucleotides. RefSeq names its product adenylosuccinate lyase, putative (gene ASL). Gene Ontology annotation, molecular function: N6-(1,2-dicarboxyethyl)AMP AMP-lyase (fumarate-forming) activity. Gene Ontology annotation, biological process: IMP biosynthetic process. Lineage: Eukaryota; Apicomplexa; Aconoidasida; Haemosporida; Plasmodiidae. The transcript has a single exon. Bases 1 to 1413 code for a protein of 470 amino acids. The record is from RefSeq and is a predicted model, not a curated record.